GGAUGCAGAAUGUCCUGAAUUCUGUCAAGGGCACGGCGCUCGGUGUUGCCGAAUAUUUAACACCCGUACUGAAGGAAUCAAAGUUUCGCGAAACGGGUGUCCUAACGCCGGAAGAGUUUAUUGCGGCCGGGGAUCAUCUUACCCACCAUUGUCCGACCUGGUCGUGGGCUGUUGGGGAUGAGAGCAAAAUAAAGCCUUAUCUCCCGAAAGAUAAACAAUUUCUGAUUACGCGCAACGUACCCUGCCGUAGGCGCUGCAAACAAAUCGAGUUUGUUGGCGAAGAGAAUCUGGUGGAGGAGAACGAUCCGGAUGGUGGAUGGGUCGAAACACAUCACUACAAUCCGGACGAUGCGGGUAGUUCCGGGCUGGAGGAGAAGGUUUGUGAGAUGAAGCUGGACAGCUCACGGACUGAGGAUGAACCGGCGGCUGAUAUGGAUGAUCUGAGGAAUCUGGAUGAUGGCGAGGGAGGAGACGGUGCUGGGGAUGAGGAUGAUGAGGAUGGUGCGGCAAUUGAUAUGGAUGAGUUUGAGGAGAGCGGUUUGCUGGAAACCGUUGAUCCGUCAAAUGCAUUGCUACCCGCACCGAAUGAAAAGCCCAAACCGGUCGUACCAACCGAGGCGGAAGGUGAGUCUGUGGUACGCACCAGAACAUACGAUCUUCACAUCACGUACGACAAAUACUACCAAACGCCCCGUCUUUGGGUGAUAGGGUAUGAUGAAAACCGGAAGCUACUAAGUGUAGAACAGAUGUACGAUGAUGUCAGCCAAGAUCAUGCGAAGAAAACGGUAACCAUGGAAACGCAUCCACAUCUACCAGGUCCGAACAUGGCAUCUGUACAUCCGUGCAAGCACGCCGAUAUUAUGAAGAAAAUCAUCCAAACCGUUGAGGAAGGUGGUGGCGAACUGGGCGUCCAUAUGUAUCUCAUCAUCUUCCUGAAGUUUGUCCAAACCGUCAUACCGACGAUCGAGUACGAUUUUACGCAAAACUUCAACAUUACCAACCACAAAUAAGGCGACGGAUUUUCCUAUUUGC
Anopheles maculipalpis is the source of this 1032-nucleotide messenger RNA. It is a transcript of the gene Atg3, whose product is annotated as ubiquitin-like-conjugating enzyme ATG3. The coding region runs from base 3 to 1010 and encodes 335 amino acids. Gene Ontology annotation, molecular function: Atg8-family ligase activity. The record is from RefSeq and is a predicted model, not a curated record. The transcript is spliced from 6 exons. NCBI's taxonomy places the organism in Eukaryota, Metazoa, Arthropoda, Insecta, Diptera, Culicidae. Gene Ontology annotation, cellular component: cytosol; cytoplasmic ubiquitin ligase complex. Gene Ontology annotation, biological process: nucleophagy; autophagosome assembly; autophagy of mitochondrion.